Molecule: messenger RNA, 675 nt
Organism: Sabethes cyaneus
Lineage: Eukaryota; Metazoa; Arthropoda; Insecta; Diptera; Culicidae
Exons: 4
Coding region: 1-675 (224 amino acids)
Source: RefSeq, a predicted model, not a curated record
AUGGGGAAACAGCAACAGCAAAUAACUCACACCAAAUACACAAUUACACAAGUCACACCAAUCGCCAUGCUGUGGGGGAUCCUUUUGCUAUUGAUUGCGCAUGACCGGGUUGGGUGGGAUGCUGUUGUUGCGCAAGGUCCAUUGCAAGUCGCACUAACACCAAUAGAUGACUGGAAAUCGUCAUCUCAGUCAUCGCAGGCCAUGGCAUCUCCCGGUAAAACCGAAGAUAUGGUUGGAAAAAGCGUAGUUGUGAACUGGAAGCUGACCUGCCAACAACUCUGCAGAUCCGGAUACGGCGGGCCAGCCUGCGGGCUAACCUGCUUAGAGCGGGUGAAUGCCAGCAAAGAUUCUAUUAUUAAUCUAACCAGAGAAGUUGAGUACAAAGUUUGCCCAACGCUUUGUGGACAAGAUCUUGGAAUAAAAAAGUGUGCCUGUGAGCCGGAAACCCGUCCAAAUGCUGACCACGAUCGCAACAAAGUUUGCAGCAUGUUCUGCGCGGUUGCCAAAAUCCAGCUGAACGGUUGCAGCCGAUGCGGCGGUGAUCAGCUUUCCGAUCCAGCCACCGAUUCCAGUGUCCAAACAACAACGCCGAAUUGGGAUGAACUUUGUACGGUUUGGUGUAAAAUGGGUGAAGGCGGGACAUUAUGCAAUUGUGAUCUACCACCUUUUAUUUAG